Molecule: messenger RNA, 2319 nt
Organism: Syzygium oleosum
Lineage: Eukaryota; Viridiplantae; Streptophyta; Magnoliopsida; Myrtales; Myrtaceae
Product: protein trichome birefringence-like
Exons: 5
Coding region: 61-1983 (640 amino acids)
Cellular component (GO): Golgi apparatus
Molecular function (GO): O-acetyltransferase activity
Source: RefSeq, a predicted model, not a curated record
AGAGAGACAGUAUAGAGAGAGAGAGUAGAGAGAGAGGCAGAGAGGGCACUGUCGAUCUCCAUGGCCGACCCCACGAAGCACCACCUCCCCAUCGGCGGCGGCGGCGGCUGGGGCAACCUCUUCUUCUUCUACUCCGACCUCAGGUCCCUCCUCCGCACCAAGCGCACCGCCGCCCUCGCCUACGCCCUCACCUUCGCCUUCGUCGCCUUCACCUUCUUCCUCCUCCUCAACCCCUCCUCCUCCUCCUCCUCCUCCUCCGCCGACUCCUCCUCCCCCUGGUUCUUUUCCAACGUCUUCCUCACCGCCCCCGCCGCCGCCGCUGCCACCUCCUCGGAUUCGUACAGAUCUCAGUCCGCUUCCCUCCUCUCUUACUUCUUCCCCAACGACGACGGCAGUGCUGCGUCGUCCCCUCCUUCCUCUUCGGAUAAUGUCCGGACCGGAUCGAAUGCCACGGCUCCUCGUCCUCCGGAAGAGCGGAACAGUACUCAAGUCCCGGUGAAUUCUGAUAAAGAUCCAAUUUUUAAGCCGAAUCAGACCGUGAAUGCUUCCUUCGCGACGGCGGCUUCACCGCCUGCGCGAAACGUUACUCAGAGUUCGCCGAGUUCGGCUGCCUCUCAGGCGCCGAAGCAAGGCGAAGUGAAGGACGCGACGCAGAGCACAGCAAACGUGGAAACGCCAGCACCGACGGCGCCUGAAGUUCCGAAGCAGAAUCAGACGAGUGUUGCCGUGCCGAGUUCGUCCGCUAAUCGCACCCAGGGUCCGGCGAAGCUACUCGCUCCUCCAGCGAAGAACGAUACUGCGAAGGCAGUGGAGGUUGUCGGGGAGAAGCAAAUCAAGCCGAACUACACGUCCUCGCUGUUGAAGAAACAGAGCAAUGACACUGUUUCAGGGGUGUCGGCCAAGCAGGGGAUGAGUGGUUGGAUCGAGUCGUUGAAGAAGUGCGAUUUCUUCGACGGGCGGUGGGUGAAGGACGAUUCGUACCCACUUUACAAGCCGGGCUCGUGCUCGCUAAUCGACGAGCAAUUCAAUUGCAUACUCAAUGGGAGGCCUGAUAAGGAUUAUCACAAGUUCAGAUGGAGGCCUAAGGGUUGCAAUCUGCCAAGGUUGAAUGCGAGCCACAUGAUCGAAUUGUUGAGAGGGAAGCGGCUGGUUUUCGUCGGCGAUUCCUUGAACAGGAAUAUGUGGGAAUCGCUGGUCUGCAUCCUGCGAGGCGCUGUGAAAGAUCAAAAGAAAGUCUAUGAAGCCAGUGGCAGACACCAUUUCCGCGGUGAAGCGUCCUACUCCUUCAUAUUCAAAGACUACGGUUUCACGGUGGAGUUCUUUGUGUCCCCCUUUUUGGUUCGAGAAUGGGAAGUGCCCGACAAGAAUGGAUCUACAAAGGAAACACUUAGGUUAGAUUUGGUAGGGAGGUCAUCUGAUCAGUAUAAAGGUGCGGACAUUAUUAUCUUCAACACUGGACACUGGUGGACUCAUGAUAAAACUUCCAAAGGGAAAGACUAUUAUCAAGAAGGUAGCCAUGUGUAUGGUGAAUUAAAUGUCCUAGAGGCAUUUCGGAAAGCUCUUACAACGUGGGGGAGGUGGGUCGAUGCCAAUAUAAACCCCACAAAGUCUAUUGUAUUCUUCAGAGGAUACUCCGACUCCCAUUUUAGUGGUGGACAGUGGAAUUCGGGCGGUCAAUGUGACAGUGAGACUCAACCCAUCAAGAAUGAAACUUACCUUCGAGAAUAUCCUCCGAAGAUGAUUGUGUUGGAGAAGGUGCUUAGAGGGAUGAAAACCCACGUCAAUUACCUAAACGUCACCAAAAUGACGGAUUAUAGGAAAGACGGCCACCCGUCGAUUUAUCGGAAGCAACAUCUGACUGAUGCUGAGAGGAGAUCGCCGCUGAGAUUCCAAGAUUGCAGCCACUGGUGCCUCCCUGGCGUGCCCGAUGCGUGGAACGAGAUCCUAUAUGCAGAACUCCUCGUGAAGUUGAACCAGAAGUAGCAACCGCAAAGGAGACCCUGAUCAGUCUCGAAACUGCACAUAUUACAGAGGUGAAAUUAAAUUCUUUUAUUACUACCAGCCCCUGAGGCUAAUCGAGUCGCGCACAGAUGAAUACUCUGUUCGGUCUUGGUAUACACGUGCAAAAGAUGACCGAUGAGAGGGCGAGGAUGAGAAUACAUGAAAGCAUGUUUUCCUUUUUCCCCCCUUUCUAUUCCCUCCUGUUAAGAGAGUGGAGGGUGAUGUAACAAAGUCCUAUUCUGUUCAUAUCAUAAGUUAUAUGCCUAUGAAAGGUUUCAUAGAUUUAGCGAACGAAAAAACCUAUAUAUGUUAGGUGCU